AAACAUGGCGGCCAAAAUUCUUGUGAGACGAACAAAAGGAAGAAAGAUGGAAAUCCUAGCCUUCUUUCCUUGUUUAUUUAAUAAGAGUCUCGUGUAACAAUACCGUAAAAUAAGCAUAUACGAAGGAAAUUUUUGUUUAGUACUAAGUUCGUGCCAAAUGGCGCCAGUAUUUCAUUUAAAAAGUCCAAUUUUAACAGACCUGUCAAGAACAAUUUCAGAAUCGAUGAAUAUUUCAACAAUUUCCAAAGUGUUACUUACUUUGCGACAAAUAAUGUUGUAAACUAUGUUAUAGAAUGUAUUGUUGAAUGCUACCUUUGGCCUUGAUAGCUUGUUCAAAUGCCGUGUGCAUUAAGAAUUGACAUGUCAGUGGCAUCUAGUUCCCUUGUUUAUGCCCGACCGUCUCUGCAAAAGAAAAAGAGUGAUGGUCCAUUCUACACUGCCAUCUUUGACUAUGAAGCCACACGAGAUGAUGAGCUCACCUUGCGUCGUGGUGGGCAAGUGGAAGUCCUGUCAACAGAUGCCAAGAUCUCUGGAGAUAUUGGCUGGUGGACUGGCAGUGUGGGAGAUAAAGUUGGGAUCUUUCCCAGUAACUUUGUUACAAAAGAACAAGAUGUCAUACGCAAAAUACCUCUCGAAAUUGACUAUAAAGAGCUCAAGUUAAAUGAUGUUAUUGGUGUAGGUGGAUUUGGGAAAGUGUUUCAUGCAACUUGGAGAGGUGAAGUAGUGGCAGUGAAAAUUGCAAAUCAAGAUCCAGAUGGUCCAGGUGCAACAGUGACAAAUGUUAGUCAGGAAGCCAAACUGUUCUGGCUGUUGGACCAUCCAAAUAUUGUCUCAUUAAGAGGAGUAUGCCUUCAAGAACCAAACUUGUGUCUUGUAAUGGAGUAUGCAGCUGGUGGAUCAUUAAGCAGGGUUUUAAAUGGACGUCAAAUCCAUCCAAGCAUUUUAGUGGACUGGGCAUUACAAAUAGCAAGAGGAAUGCGAUACUUGCAUGAGGAGGCACCUAUUCCACUUAUUCACAGGGAUUUAAAAUCAAAUAACAUUCUGAUGAGAGAGGAGAUUGUUAACGAAGACCUAACCAACAAGACGAUGAUGAUAACAGAUUUUGGCCUGGCUCGAGAGAUGUACUGCACUACGCGAAUGAGCGCUGCUGGUACCUAUGCCUGGAUGGCCCCAGAAGUUAUCAAGAACAACACAUACUCCAAGCACAGCGAUGUGUGGAGUUACGGUGUGGUACUCUGGGAGUUACUGACAGGAGAGACACCAUACAAGGGGAUAGAUCAACUCGGUGUAGCGUAUGGGGUGGCAGUCAACAAGUUAACGCUGCCUAUCCCUUCUACAUGUCCCCCCAUCCUCGCCAAGAUUAUGUCAGAAUGUUGGCAGCAAGAGCCCCACUUCCGGCCGACGUUCACAGGCGUGAUGGAGAUGUUGGAGGAAGUCUGUUCAUCUGCGUUUGUCUCCACGCCCCAUGACUCAUUCCACACGCUGCAAGAAGACUGGCGCGCAGAAAUUGAGGAAAUGUUUGAUGAGCUUCGCAGUCGGGAAAAGGAGUUACGUAGUAGAGAGGAAGAACUUACAAAGGCCGCUCUGCAACAUAAACACCAGGAAGAGUUCCUGAAGCGAAGAGAACAGGAGAUUGCUGAGCGGGAAAUCGAACUUGUGGAACGCGAGCUCAACAUCAUGAUCUUACAGCAAGUCAUGCACAAACCUCUACCAAACAAGCGACGGGGAAAGUUUAAGAAAAGCCGCCUUCAGAAGCUUGUUAAGUCUGGCAGCAAGUCAAUAAGUGAACCUUCUGACUUUCGUCACAACAUCACGGUGCAGAAGGAGGUACAGACGUCACCAUACCGGGACCGUAUCUCCAGCCCCGAGAGUCCGGCACCCCAGUCCCCAAACCACCCACCCAGGCUGCGAGCCAUAGCUUAUCCUGCUGAUGGGAUAAAGGGAAAGACGUGGGGUCCGAGCUCCGUACAGAAGGACCGACGUCAGCGUACAUCUGUGAUCAUGUCAGACGGGCGGUGGUCGAAGAGCGCCCCCAGCUUGGAGAAGAACCUCAAACACCUGGGCGGACCACAUUCCAACUUCAGUGCACUCCAGGAGAUGUGGGAUGAAGACGAAUCAUGGCCAAUGGACCUGGCUGAGGGUCGGCGUCCUGCUCUCGGCCAGAGUAAAACCCUGCCAGCAGAUACGGGUAACCUGCGACGCUCACUCUCAAUAGGGCGUGUGGGCUCCAGUCUGUGUAACAUGGCCAGUAUACUGGCGGGCGUGGCAGUAGGCUACGACAUUCGCCUCUCUAACACCUCUGGGAUUCAUCCAAAUGUGCAAGGUGCUAUUGACCCAACGUCACCAAAGUCGGACUCUUUUAUUCUCAAUCGCAGAGACGCAUACAAUUCUGCUGUGCGAGAUUUAUUUAUAGAGCCAGAUAUAGAUUAUAGAAGCUGUUAUUCUGUGACAGGCUCAGGGCAUAAUACUUUCCAUGGUUACCAGACAAAAUAUAGACCAAGUAUCCAGGAUAUUCCUGUGCAAUUCAUGGAUAGUUCCAUUUUGAAUACAUCCUCGGCUUCUUCUGGGGGUGAUGCCAGUGACUCAGCCUCUACGUCACAGUCUACCGCAACUCUAUUGCCACGUGCUUCUCCUUCCCAUCGACUGUCAUUGGGUGAGAGCGAUGAUGGUACAAUCACAAACUUGUCUCAGGACGGUCUGCUCUCAACGCACCAAGCUCUCAAACGCCAAACUUCUGAGAGCAGUUACAGCUCAGACACAUCUCGGACAACGGUCAGAUCUAAUCGACAUUCAGUGACUUUUGAAGAUGAGUUUAAUGUUAGCAAUUUAGGUAACUUAGGCUCUCGAGAAGAUAGAUAUAAAUCUCCGUCUGAUACCUCAUCAAAUGCAAGCCCUUUUCACGAAACGCCAGUAGCACCACCUAGGAGAUCAAAACAAAAUGGUGGGCCUAAAUCAGCCGAACGACCAAAAACAUUAGACCUUGCCAAUGCCAAACCAGGAAUAUUAAAAUCCACUUCCUCACACUCGUCUUCGAGGGAAUCGUCACAGGAUUCGCCACGGGCAAUGUGGGUGACGCCGUCUGAAUCGGCCGAUCGCACACCGUAUUGGUCAACGCGGUCUGGCAUGUCACCGGGCAACACCCCACCGCACAUUCUACACCAAAAGACCCUGCUUGAUAUUGACAUGGAGGGGCAAACCUUGGACCCUACCCAACCCCUUCUUGUGUUACAAAACCAACCCAAUGACUCUUCACAACAUGAGUUCAACGAGAGAUUGUGAUACUCCUUUUAUGACAGUUAUUUCUACACAUUUAUUUAUGUUCUUUCAGUUGAAGAUGUUAUAUGAUACAUUUUCUAAUUAUGUUUUAUCGCUGUUCUAAAAAAGAUUUUUCUAGUGUAAACAGAUUUUCUUUCACAUAAUUUUACAAAGCUGUUUAUCUUAACAAAAAUGAAAAUUUGUUUGAUACAAUUAUUUCUGUGACAGCUUAGUACCUUUCUUUGUGAGACAUACAUGAUUAUAUAACAUUUUUAUAUUAUUCUUAGGUUGGGGUUUUAGUAUACAAUGUAUUAACAAAUCCUUAUAAUGUUUUUAUUAACUAUUUUUGUUACAUGAUAUAAACAUUUUAAAAGUGUAUGUUUUUCCAACCAUUGAUUUUUACAUGUGAAACAUUCCGCCAUGCACUCAUGAUGUACAAUUUCCAUCUGAACCAAUAUCACAAAUUGUUAACUCGUCUGAAUAAAUGUCGAGGUAUUGUCAUAGCCAUGAGGUCUAUUUCGUUAUCGUCGUGCAAAAACUUUAACCUUUGGCGUAACUCAAAAACUGUUAAAAGUAUUUGAAUAUAACUUGGUGCAUACGUUGCUAGAGUCAAAACUCUCAUGCAUACCAAGAUCCAUAACUCUGGGUUAAAUAGUUUUUAAGUUAUUCCCCUUGUUUGACUAUAAGAACUACAAGAACAGGCGAGCAUUAGCAUUCCCUCUGUGGCUCUCUUGUUGUAUUUUUUUCCCAAGCUUAUCUUCUGACUUUGUGUGAGCUGUGAUGUGAUGAAGAAUUUGAGAGAUUAUGACUUUGCAGCUAUAAAAUAUUCUAGGGUUUUGGCUAGGCAAGGUGCUGCUUAUGGUAAUCAAAUAAUAUAUCUGUUUUGUUAAGAAAAGUUAUUGUACGAUUAUAAAUACAUGCAAACUUUACAUGAUAUUUGGCUGUUAAAAACCUAAAAUAAUUUUUAAAUUUAAACCCAUUUUCCGAUAUUUUCUGCCAAAGUUAUGAUAUUUGAGUGCGCUACAAGGGGAAAAACUACUGAGAUACUGUGAUAGCCUUGUCGUCGGCGGAGAAGUGUCAACACUUCAACCUGGACAAUAUCUCAAAAACAGUUCAAGAAGUUCAAAUGAAACUUGGUACACAUGUUGCGAGUGACAAUACACACAUGAAUAGCAAGGCUUAAUUAAUUGUUGAAUUAGGCCUCUUUUAUUAACCAAAAAUUUGCAAAAACUUUGGAUUUGACUUGCAAAAUAAAAUGCAACUUGGUACACAUGUUGCCAGGGACAAUAUGCACUUGUAUAGCAAGACCAAGAACUUUGACUUUUUGAAUAAUUUUCCAGUAAUGCUACUUAUUUCAACAAAAAAACCAACAGACUUUUGUUUGGCUCUACUCUGCGACACUCAAGUUAACCGCAGCACCCUGUCCUUUUUAAAGCCUGGCUAAAACCCUAAGAGUAUUAUGCCUUAUAUAAUUGCAACAGAGAAGCUAUUACCUCAUUUUUAAAGGCAAUUAUGAUAUGUCUUCAGGUAAAAAAUCAUGUAUGUGCCAGUAAGGAUUGAAAUUUGUUCAUUUUGACAUCUUUGUAUAAAAUGAAUUCCUUGACAUUCAACUGAGAAUUGCCGGCUAUAGCUAAAAUGAUUUGAUUAUGUUCAUUAGGUGUUUUUUUUUUUGUGCAGUUUUACGAUAUCAGCUGUCAUCAAAAUUGAGAUAUCAUUUACAAACCUGAUUCUAUAUGUUCAUAGUUAUAAUUGAAUUUUUAGCUCACCUGAGCGCCUAGUGCUCAGGUUGAGCAUUUCCCAUUGUCCACUGUCCGGUGUCCGUCAGGCGUCAAGCAUCUGGCGUCCGACAAAAAUUGCUUCAUACGACAUUUCCUCCUAAACCUCAUGGACAAUUUUGAUGAAACUUUACUGGAAUGUUUUUUGGAUGGUGCCCUUCAAAAUUGCUAAAAAUAAUAAAAUCAAUGGCAAAACAAAUAAUUUGGACCAUGUGUUCAGUUUUGAAAACAAAUAUCAAUGUUGUGCUUUGACCACUACAACAUUUGACAAUACUUGAUCAUAGUUUAAUCCCAAGUUUUAUUAUCAUGAACCAAUAAACUCAUUCACUCUCAAAACCAGAGGUUUAAAUCUUUCAUUCAGGUGACAGAUAUUAGGGCCAUCAUGGCCCAGUUGUUCUUGAAUAAGCCAGAAUAAAUAAAAAAACCAGCAACAACAGUUUUUAACAAUCUUUGAAUUGAUUUGGGCUUUCAGGCUUGUGCUUAUUUCUAUCACUUUAUCAGAAGUAGAGCUGCAAUAAAUUAUAAAGCCAAACAUUUUGGGUUAAAUAUCACUUAGGUUUAUAUGGCCAUGUGAACUUGGUCAAAUAAAUCUUUAACAGCCAUUUUAGGUUGAACCUCAUUGUUUUUUGUGGCCAUGUGAAAUUUGUCUGAUAAAUCGUUAACCAUCAUUUUGGGUUAAACACCACUUUUGUUUAUUAUGGCCAUGUGAAGUUGCUCGACAAACGUUUUAGGUGAAACAAAAUUUAUGUUUUAUGGCCAUGUGAAGUCAGAGGUUAAGCAUGCAUGUGUUAUCAAUGUGCCAAAUGUGUUUGAUGACAAAACAGAAUACAAUAAAGUGGUCUUAUGAAUAUGUGACGUUGUCAGCGAAAAUAGUCCUGUGGAGGGAUAAGUGACAUUUUCAUUGUUUGUGGAGUAUUGUGGUUCAUAAUCAGACGAUUUUAGCAAUUUUAGAAUAUGUUUAAAAAUAAUCUCUAAAUCAAAUCUACAAUAUGCUGUUUUAAUCCAAUUACUUUGAUUUAUCUUGUAUAGUUCUCUAUAAUAUGUUGACCCACACAGGAAUUAUUUUUUCUAAUGUCGUUACAUAGGUAUGCAUUACAUAGGAUUUAAACUCAGAAAUAUGGAAUUUAUGUCAUGGGCCUAUUGUAUAGACCUUCGUCAAAGUUAACCACAUGAUUAAGGAUAUUGUUUUUAUGUUUUAAUGGUGAAAUAUUUGAUAAUGUGCUUGCAUAUUUGAAUAUAAACAAGACAUACAGCUUAAAAAGUUCUCUCAAAUUUUGUUAAAAAUAUAACAGAUCAUUAAACUUGCAGAUUUGAAAGUUACAAACAAUACAAUGUUGUUAAAUUUAACAAAGUUCUGAACAAUCAGGCCAGUACCUUACAGUCUUCUUGCUGAAAGUGUUCAUGUUAUAUAUGUAAAUUCAACCAAACAGUUUUUACCAGUUAUAGACACUAACGAUCUAUUUUUUACACCAAUGUGUGGCAUGUAUCUUUAUCAAGUAUUUUGCUCAGGCCAAGAAAAAGAUUCAGUUUGUUUCCUGUUUCAUAUCCCCCCAAAAUAGGGUAGGCAGGUCUAAAAAAAAAUUUUUUUUUUAAAUUUCUUUAUUAGCCGAUUUUUAGCUCUACUGGCCAAAGGCCAGAAGAGCUUAUGCGAUGGUCAUGUGUACAUAGUAUGUGCAUCCGUGCGUCCGUGCGGUCGUUCGUCCGUGCAUCUGUAAACAAUUGCUUGUGAAUUAUGGGCCAUGAAAGUUUUAAAGAAAUGCUUUCUAUUUUUAGCCAGGUCUGCAUGAGUGAAUUCUAUUUUUAGCCAAGUGUACAUGUACAUGUAAAUUCAAGUCUAGAGUUAAGGGAGACAAUUUGCAAGUCUAGGAUUUUGAGAGACAAUUUGCUUUUUGCUUCUGCAGUUGAUUUUGUGAAUUACUCUGCCUUGUUCUUGUUGAAAGCCCAAAGGCCAUUUUUUAGCUAUAAGUUCUGUAGUUUGCGCAUUCAUCUUAACAAAAUUGGUUGUGAAUGUUUAAGUUAUGCACCUGGUGUCAUUACUGGCCACACCCAGGGUUCACAGGUUUGGUAAACAUAAAUCUGGAAAGGUUUGAAAAUCUUUUUGUGUGUUCUUGCAUCCAUCUCAGCACAAUUGAUUGUGAAUGUUUGUUCAAAUUGAUCAAUGUUGUCCUAGGAUGCCCUUGACUUUGACCUUUUGACCAACUUUUUUUAACUUUUAAAACUACAGAAAUUUUAACUAUGAGUACAGUUUUGAAAGCAUUUUUUUUUUGUUGGAUGACUUUUACUUUGCACAUGUUAAAAUAGUUCAUGCAACUAAUCUGCUUGCAAUACUUUCUGGGCUCAGAUGUUGAGCGUGCUACGCAUUCAGGUAACCCAAACACAAAACAUUAACUAUAUGUCUGUUGCCUUUUACCCAUACAUACAUGCUCUGGAUUGACAUGACCACAAAGCCAUGCCAGUAGAGCAUAGGCCCUUUUGGGCCUCUUGUUUAUUGAUAUUUUUCUGUUACCAAAAAAAUACAGGUUGAAUGUUUUAGAACAUUGAUACACUGGCCAUUAUUGUUCAAAGCCAAAACAAUUCAAACUGUUAAAAGAUUAAAAUCAGACUAAUGAACAAAUAUAUUUUGUCUAGGCAAUAAUAAUGUCUAGGAUCGGGGCAAAAAAAAUAGGAAAGGUCGGGAAACCGGAAACGAACAAAUUUUUUCUACGCCUAAGAAAGAGGUUGCGAAACAUUGUGUGUACUUGAACGUGUAACCAAACAUUCUUGGACAAGUUGCUAUUGAGUUUCAAACUUGUAUGUGAAAAAUUCUCUUUAAAUUCGUAUUUAUAGGCUCGCUGAUACUGGCAUAGAUGACUUUUCUAUUGCUAUUGUAUGUGUCAUUCUCUAAGUGUACAAUGUACACAUACCUGGAUGACGUAGUGCAUAAAAAAGUAGUCCACACAUACCCAUACAAGUAGUGUUUCGCAACCUCGCUUAUGUUCAAAGGUCAGUUAUUAUGUACUUUGUAUUCAUUGGAAGAGUAAUAUAUAUCUGGACACAAAAGUUUGCUCCGUCUUCCAGUAAUGUUGUGAGCUGUCGUUGUUUCUGUGUCCGUAUCGUACGUGUCAUCUUGUCUCAAGCUAUGAUAUGCUUUGUGCACAGUCCCAAAGUCAAAGAUGCAAUAGUAUUUUUCUUCAUUUCUGCAUAAAUUUUAUUUCUACAGUAUCUUUGUUUAAGACAAGAAGGAGUUUUCCAAUAUUAUGUAACUCAAGCCGGAAAAAAAAAGAGAUUUUUUUUUUUUUACUGAUUUUAAGCUCUUGAAAUCUCGAUUUGUCGGAUUCUUUGCUGGGAGAGAUUUUACAUCAAAACGAUAAUUUUAUACAAAAUACUAUUUUAUUGCUAGGAAUCAACAACAGUCUAGUUCAAAUUAAUGAAUAAUUUUCCUCACAAAAAAGAUAAAAGCAAAAAACAUCCUGUUGGUCCAUCAUUAAACUUUGGAGGUUUGGAUUUUUAAUACUAAAAUUAAUUAUAACUGCUUGUAGUAUAACAGCUAUUUUAAUAAAUUAACUGUGUUUAUAGGCAUUGAAGUGCUUAGCUGGAUUUUGUAAAUAAUAUUAAGUCUGAUUUAAGUUAUUUGUUCUCCGUACUUGAUAUCAUUUUUUCAGUCAUAUCAAAGUAUAUAUCUGUUUGUUUGUUGGAAAUCUAUUUAUAUCUCUACAUGUACAUAGCACCACUAGGCAUCUGCUAUAUUUAGAUUAUAUAUGCUUUUCGAUGUUAUUUCUGAGUUGUAUGUAACAGAGUAUUCUAAUUAUAGAUGUUGUUUAUAUAUACAUGCACUUUAUCUGAUAUCUGUUUCACUAAUCAGUCAAUUUUAAUAAUACUUGAGGAUAGUUCUAAAUUAUCAUUAGAAGGAAGAAAUUUUCCCUAUAAAUUUAGACCAUGUACCAGACAGAAUUAUUAUGAUUAUAUCCAUUUGACUCAAUGGCUUUAUCUUUACAGUGAAUGCCUUAAACGUAAAACAAGGUCAGCAUUUUUUCUGUCCUUAAAACUAGGGCAAUCUUGGCUGCAAUGUUAUCAAAUUAGAAUCUUAAUUGCUUGUUGUAAUCUCGAAGCGUAAAAUUGCAUAACUUUCAUUUUUAUACAUUUUACAAUGAUACUUGGAUCCAAAAUAAAAAAGAUCUAAAAAAAAACAUCCAAAAAUAUACUAAAGAAAUUGUGCUCUGUCAAAUGAAUUAUAAAACCAUAGAAAAUGUUGUUUUCACGUUACAGAUUUAUCCCGUUCAAAAACAAAAUUAUGCCCUGUUUUCUAUGAUGAAACUGACUGCUUUUAAGAACAGAAAUAUAUUUCAUAUUUUAUAAUGCUUUAACCACUCUUGUGUUUUGAGAAGAAAAAAAAACGUGGUAUAUAGCGCUGGCUUCCCCUGGUAAAUUGCCCCGGUUUUGAGAUUAGAAAAUAUGCACAAGUUUAAAUACGUUUUGGGUACACAAAGGAUAUAAGACCGUGCUUCAUUUACAAGUUUUAACUUAAACUAAAUUAAAUAAUAAAAAGAGAGCUCUAAUUUGAACUCAUGAUAAUGUGAUUUUCUUUUGCAAGCAUGUGCUUCACAUUUUACACAAACUUCGUUAUUUUCAAUGUCUGAGCCAUUAAAACAUGAACAAGUCCCAUUAAAAUGCCAAUCUAAUCAUCUACUUCCUUAAAGCAGCCCUUUUGUAUGUAAUUCUAUUUGUAGAUUGUUCUGUGUUAAAACAUAUUGUUGUUGGUAUCGGAUAAAGUGAUAUAUCUAGCUUUUAAGUGUAGAUUUUGUUAUGUUGCUGCUUUGUUAUGUAUACCCUACACAAAUAUUGUCUUUUUCAUACAUUCAUAUAUCUCUUACUGUCCUUUCGUUUCAAAUGAUGAAUGAAUGUUUAUUACCAAUCGAGGUCAAUAUUUGCUAUUUUCACAAUAUCUUGUUUUGGUAACACCGAGAAAACUUCUGGAAAAAUUGUUUCGUUUGAGGUGGACGGGCCUGGACCGAUCGAGAUUUCAAAAUUUUAUCAGCCCUGUUUUUUUUUUGGAUGCUCUGUUUUAUUGAUUUUUGGCAACACUUUAGAGUUCAGCCUCAUGCCUUUGCCAAUUUGAUCGCUGGACAUAUUCACAUUCAAUCAUUUAGAAGAGUUUCGACGAAACCGACUUUCGAAAUACGGAUUAAAGCAGCUCAAUGGCUAUUUAGUCAUUAUUUUGUUAUAUUAAGUGGGAUAUUUAGAAGCUUGUGCAGUGUUGGCUGGUUAGAAUAGUUUAUGCUCAACACUAAGAAAGUUAGCUGCACGUGGCAUGCCAACCAAAAUGUUCAGAAAACCAAAAAAAUACUUUGGUACCAAGAUCUUUGGUCUAUUUUUCUUGAAAAUUACUUUUGAUCUUUUCCAGCACAAUAUCAUAGGAACAUUGGAGCCACAACCUUUUGUUAUGAGUUAAAAAUGCUCCAAAGAAUCUUCUGAUGUUGUUCCAAUUUGUAAUCUAGCUUCGUCAAGCUGAUAUUUUACAAAACCUUAUAUUUUGACCUCUAAUUUUGACAGAGAUUAUAAAAUACUUUUGAUGCCUUAUAAGUCAACUUUAAGUGCUGUCUUUGUACUUUAAAACCUUAGUAAUGGUUAUUGCUUUUUGCAGUUUUUUGCAUUUCUAAACCAUUAAAACGGCAUUAGCCGAGGGCAGCAAAAACAAACAGUGACAUAGUGAUGGCGCGAAAUUGUUCUUUACUAGUCAGGCAUGCACAAACUACUGAAUAAUCAUUUUAAUAAAACUAAUUAAUGACUUUGUUGAAACUUGCCAAUCAUUUUUUGUUGGAAGCAUUUUAAAUGAUUAAAUCACAAUCCAUCUGGCAAUUUCAUUGGUCGAGAUAUGAGCAUAAACGCUAAAAAUAUGGAGCAACAAAUAUCCAUUAAUAAAAAAUGUUAUGUCAAAAGCCUGUGAUAUGCCUAAAAUGCAAAACAUAAAGAAAAAUAUUUUGGUUUAUAGAAGACAAACUAUUUUACGGUACCAAUAAUCAGAUUUUGAUUACAUUAUUCACAUGCAUUUAUGAAUAUGAUUGGUGAAAAAAUCCAAACAUACUUUGAAGCAAAAGGACUGGAGGAGGAUUUUUUUUAUAUUUGUUUGUUAUAUUGUUUUUAUAGAUUAAGUGUAUAUUUUGUUCAUGUGUCCAAAGACUUUCAACUUGAUGCCUUUUGUAAAUUUUGCCAAAAUGUUUACUUUUAGUUUAUGACCCAUCAAAAAGUGGUAAUUAAAAUGGAGCCUUUUGUAAGCACGUUUUGAAAGAAAAUGGUAUUGUAAAAAACAUAUCUUAUUUCUACGCUGUUUUAUUUACGACUAAUUUAGGAAUUUUUUUAUUUGUUUGAAAAACAUUUUUUGCAUUUUUUAAGUUUACAGGGAAGAUGCAGGGCUAAUCCUGACCUCAUGAUUUCAGAUUCCGGGCCGUAUUUACUAAUGUCCUGGGUCCGAGAAUGAGACUCAGGCUCAGAAAGGCAAAAUUUAAUAUUGUUGUAAAAAUGGUAUUAUAGGCGCAAGGAUGGUAAAACAGGAUGUAUGUGUUACAAAUAAUCUGUUCUACAAUCAGACACACAUCUUUCUACAAUCAGACACACAUCUUUCUACAAUCAGACACACAUCUUUCUACAAUCAGACACACAUCUUUUGUCAAAAUUAGUUCUAUUAUAGAUAUUUUGAAACAUUUAAGAAUAAUCAGUUAUCUGAGCCUCACUCUGAAACUCCGACACAAGACUUUAGUGCAUACAGACUCUGGGUGCAAAAAAGAUAUAAUACCAGGCUUAGUUUACAUAGUCUUUUUUGCUUGAUUUUUUCAUUGAAAUAGUAAUAAGUCCCUUGAAUUGGAUAUAAAUGGCUUUGAACACAAUUUCAACCACUUGGGGCAGAUUAUUUUUUUUUUUUUUUUAGCCUAUACAGUCGAUAUAAAGAGUAUACUGUAACUUUAGGCUGGAAAAAAAUAAUUUGUUUCUGCCCUGUGUGAUUUCAAUAGGGGUCGUAGCCCCUUAUCCCUGUUUUGUGCAUAAAUCCCUUAUACUCGAACUAAAUUUUCAGGAAUUUUAAAGAUUGGGAUUAUCAGCCAGUUAUCAUCCGUGGAUUUAUGGCAUUCUAGUUUUACAUUUAUCAUUUUUUUGUAUAUCUUUAAUGAAAUCUUGAAAAUGACCUUUUUGAUAUGAUAUUAAUGAUACCGUAAUAAAAUAUAGUGAUUUAUCUCAAUGAUGGGUAACACUUACUAACAGAUAGUUUCUAUUAUAUAAGGAUUUAUUUUGUUAAUGGCUUACUAAUGCAACUCUGUAUCCAUUUUGUAUCAUCUUUGUCAAGCAUCUCUGUGAACAAAGUUUCUUAAGGCAGACCAAAUUAAAGUCAUGAAUAUGUGA
Mya arenaria is the source of this 12398-nucleotide messenger RNA. RefSeq names its product mitogen-activated protein kinase kinase kinase 11-like. The transcript has 8 exons. Gene Ontology annotation, molecular function: ATP binding; protein binding; JUN kinase kinase kinase activity. Bases 337 to 3279 code for a protein of 980 amino acids. The record is from RefSeq and is a predicted model, not a curated record. Gene Ontology annotation, biological process: protein phosphorylation. Lineage: Eukaryota; Metazoa; Mollusca; Bivalvia; Myida; Myidae.